Molecule: messenger RNA, 3006 nt
Organism: Trichomycterus rosablanca
Lineage: Eukaryota; Metazoa; Chordata; Actinopteri; Siluriformes; Trichomycteridae
Gene: antxr1b
Product: ANTXR cell adhesion molecule 1b
Exons: 18
Coding region: 1-1860 (619 amino acids)
Cellular component (GO): cell surface; plasma membrane
Molecular function (GO): transmembrane signaling receptor activity
Source: RefSeq, a predicted model, not a curated record
AUGUGUGUGUGCUGUGUUCAGGUGUGUGUGUUGGUUUCGGUGUUGGUGAGUGGUGGUGGUGCACAGAGUUACGGACCCUCGUGCUACGGUGGAUUUGAUCUCUACUUUGUCCUGGAUAAGUCGGGUAGCGUGCAGCAUCACUGGAAUGAGAUCUAUUACUUUGUGGAUCAUCUAGCGCACAAAUUCAUCAGUCCUCAGCUUCGGAUGUCCUUCAUCGUGUUCUCCACAGAGGGCCGGACGCUGAUGACGCUAACGGAGGACAGAGAUCAGAUCCGAGCAGGACUGAAGGAACUCCAGAGUGUGUUACCGGGCGGUGACACCCUGAUGCACAAAGGUUUGGAGCGGGCGAGUGAGCAGAUCUACUAUGCAAGUGGAGAUGCAAAUCGGAUAGCGAGUGUGAUCAUCGCUCUGACAGACGGAGAGUUACGAGAGACUCAGUUUGAUUUGGCUGAGCGAGAGGCGGGUCGUGCUCGUCAGUUGGGGGCGACGGUGUACUGCGUGGGAGUGAAAGACUUUAAUGAAACUCAGCUGGCCACGAUCGCCGGCAGUACAGAUCACGUCUUCCCUGUACAUGAUGGGUUCGAGGCGCUGCAGGAUGUCAUCGAUUCAAUCCUGAAGAGAUCGUGUAUAGAAAUCUUAUCAGUCGAACCUUCAACCAUUUGUGCAGGAGAAUCCUUUGAGGUGAUGGUGAGGGGUAACGGUUUCCUCCACGCCAGAGAUAAGAGGAGGGUGGUGUGCAGUUUCGGCAUUAACGACACUUUCACCGUCAUUAAGAGACCCCGGGCUGUUGAAGACACGUACCUGCUCUGUCCAGCUCCGGUCCUGAUGGAGGUGGGGACCUCAGCGUCGCUGUACGUCAGCAUGAACGACGGCGUGAGUUUCAUCUCCAGUUCGGUCAGCAUCACCGCGCUCGGCUGUGUGGGUACAGUGCCAUCCCUCACCACGUCUACUGCUGCCCAGCUCACUACUGCCACCCUGCUGGAUAAUACUGGCAACGACGAUCCUCCACCAUCCGUCUGUACAAUAGAUGGAACAGUGUUAGCUAUAGCUCUCCUGGUGCUGCUGCUGUUGUUUACGCUGCUUCUGAUCUGGUGGUUCUGGCCCCUGUGCUGCACCGUGGUGAUCCAUGAUCCUCCACCACCCAUCACAGAGGAGAGCUCGGAUGAAGAGGAUGAUGAAGGCUACCUGAAGAAAAAGUGGCCGAUGGUGGACGCUUCUUAUUAUGGAGGAAGAGGUGUAGGAGGCAUCAAACGCAUGGAGGUGCGCUGGGGUGAUAGGGGCUCGACGGAGGAGGGGGCGAAGUUAGAGAAAGCGAAGAACGCUCGGGUGACGAUGCCUGAGCAGGAGUACGAGUUUAACUUCCCACAGACCCGCACUCUCAACAACGGCACUCACAAACCCCUCUCCUCUCCUAAAUGGUACACCCCCAUCAAGGGGAAGUUGGAUGCUCUGCUGGUGUGGAUAAAGAGAGGAUACGACCGAGUAUCUGUGAUGAGACCCAAACCAGGAGAAAAGGGUCGCUGUAUGAACUACACCCGGGUGAAAUCGUGCCCCGCCCCUCGUUACCCGCGCUGUAAUAACCAGACACCCAUCUACAGUGUGCCCGUCAUCUCCACCCCCCCCGCCCCAACCGGCAAUCUGCCCCCCACCCCAAACUCUCCCCACCCAGACUCCGACUCCGCCCUUCCUCCUCUCCCCUCGACUCCGCCCCCUCCUGCAAACAACCCACCCCCAUACUCUCCCCCGCCUAACAGAGCUCCACCCCCACUGCUGGUCCCGCCUCCUUCUCCACCUCCUUACUCGGCUACAUGCGCUCGAGCCCCUCCUCCGACCCGCCCGCCUCCGAGACCCUCCCCCUGAAGGGGCGGAGCUACAGGACUGAGGUUAGACGCUGACGUCAUCACGCGCAGGUACAGCAGUCGACCAAUCAGCAGCUUGUAUUCAUGAGUUGGUGUGUUUGUUCUUCUGAUGUUUUACAUUUGGGUUUAAUUUUCUCCACGUUCUGAUUUCUUUCUUUACUUUUUACUUUUAUUUGAUGUUUCUCGGCUCAUUGUUUCACAUUUCUGCUUGUUUAUAUUUGUAUAGACCUGAUCUGUAACUCACUCACUCAUGUUUAGCUCCUGCAGAUCUCAGUGUGCUGCUGCUUUACACCACUGAUGGUGUUUCUGCUCUUUAUUUCUCUUCGUUCUUGUUUGUUUGAUUGACGUUUGUUCUAUUUUAGCACCUUAUACCCUCACUUCUCUUCUGUAAAUUCACUUCUUUAUUUUUUAAAUUUAUGCUUCAUCCUGGUCAGGGUCCAGGUGGCCUUCAGUAAAUGUAAAUCAGUAAUAUAAAUGUUCUGUAGGGAGGGGCGGCAGCGAUACGUUCCUGUUGUACUUGAGAAUCUUUGCUCUGUAUUUUUGAGAGAGGAGCGAGCGUGUGUAUCUGUACAGUGAUGAUCAGAUUCAGAUCAGAUUCAGAUCAGAUUCAGAUCAGAUUCACACCAGAUUCAGAUCAGAUUCAGAUCAGAUUCACACCAGAUUCAGAUCAGAUUCAGAUCAGAUUCAGAUCAGAUUCACACCAGAUUCAGAUCAGAUUCACACCAGAUUCAGAUUUAGAUCAGAUUUAGAUCAGAUUCUGGCUGUAAUCUGACGACUGUGUGCGUGUAAACACACUCGGGGAGAGCUGAGCGAUUAUAAAAAUAUUACGUUAAUUAAAAAGGACGAGGAACCGAGACACUACAGGAACUUUUAUAUCUGUAAAUAAGCUUUAAAUGAACCCCGGCGGUGAUUUGACAAGGUUCUGAUUCUGUAAGAUCCUUCUGAUGCUUUUUUACCUGCUUACAUGUAAUAAUUACAUGAUUUUACAGGAUGUUUUUAAUGUAAAUAUGAUGAUGAUGAUGAUGAUCUGUGAUUGUUGGGCAUUAAUUUUGGGACGAGCGUGUUUUACAUGGACCAGAAGAGUCGGAUCUGUUAUUAUAAUUCUACAUGUUGUACAUUUCUUCCUAAUAAACUUUUUAAUGAAAAA